AUGCCGGCUUCCGCACCGCACUUCCUCCGAAAGCGUACCACUAGCACCUCCAGUCUUUCGAGCGCCAAGCUCCGCAGCUCAUUCGCCUCCCUGACUACGAGGGCAUCGCGCGACCGGCUAGCACCCGACGAACGAUCUCCUGCCGGCUCUUCGUCUCCCCUCACUAGCGGUGCUGCCUUCUCUUCACCCGUCAACAGAUCGCCUUCGACUCCGAACAGCGUGACAACAGCAGAGCUCUUUGGCGGUGCCCCGCUGCAAACCACUCUCAGCCCGAUCGGAACAUCCUCCGACGUGGAUCCCGACUUUGGCUCCUCUUACGAAGGUCCCGCCGCACAUUACCUCACAUCGGAACGUCCCGACAAUAAUCCCUCCACCAGCGCUGCUUCCGACUUGCCCACACUCGCACCCUUCCCUACCGCUACCUCUGCACUUUCCAAUCCCGGUGAAAAGAUCAAGAUGAAUUCUACGGAUUUCCAGUCUCCCAACGCUCACGAGGGUGCAUGGCUCGGUGGCGCUGCCGAUCUUGUCGCUACCAAUCCUCAACGUCUCAGCCCGCAUGUGCACGGAUCCACCCCUUUCGGCACUUCGCCCGGCAACCACUCAGAUAUGUCAAACGAAGCGCAAUUCCACCACAAUGAUGCGCUCUCGGACAUAUCUGCAACAGGCUACGAGAAUCCCUCCGCGAGUUAUCUGUAUUCGGACGCUAUAGACAUGUCGGAACUGGAUCAUACGGACAAUCGAGCCACCAACAGGUCGCUCCAGUAUGAAGGCUCUUCAGCGCUCGCGACACCAACUUUGGCCGAUCAAGCAGCUUACGACGCUGGUCGAGGCUACAUCGGUGCACUCCCUGCCUCUUCGACCGAAGCCGGCUCCAAUGCUCGCUACAGCACUCAGAGCACAUCCACAGCCCCCAAUCUCGUCUCCUCUACUAGCUUUGGCGAGACCAGCCUACCUUCCGGAAACACAACGGGCACGUUCACACACGCACACUCCAACAGCGUAUCUUCAAAUCCGAAUGGGCCAACAAUGGAGGAUAUCGUACCAACCAGCUUCGACGAAGGCGUGCUGCGCUCACUCUGCGACAUUGACUGCGGUAUGCCUCUCCUCUUCGACCGCAUAAAGCAGAGCAUGGUCUCGGCUCGAGAAGCCUCCCUUUUCCUCAAGAAGCGUGCGGUGCUUGAGGAGGAGUAUGCCCGCGGUAUGGCAAAGCUUGCGCGUUCCACCUUCGAGACCUACUCGCUCAGCGAUGCCAAAGCAGGCACUUUCGUCAAGUCUUGGCACUCCAUCGUGAAAACGCACGAGGCCAUCGCCGACAACCGCCUGCGAUUCGCCAGCAAGUUGAGCGAGAUGAGCGACGAGCUCAGCAACCUGUCCAAGGAGGUGGAUAAGAGUCGAAAGCAGGCAAAGGACACGGGCAUGCGGCUCGAAAAGAACCUGCAGGACGCCGAAGCCGGGGUCGAGAAGGCUCGCGGCCGCUUCGACACUGCAGCAGAGGAUUUGGAGCGUUUGCUACUGCUCAAAUCGGGCGAAUCGACCAAAUCGGGCGAUCUCCAGUCGAGUGGCGGCGGUGUCAGUAGCGGCAAAAGGACUUUGGGCAAGGCGAUCGGUAAGGGCGGGCUGUUGUUCAAGAACAAGAACCCGCAGCAAAUCCUCAAGCAGGAGGAAGAGGUUCGUGCCCGUACGAGCACUGCUAGUGACGCCUUCCGUCGUGAAGUUCUCACUACGCAAGGCGUACGACAAGAAUACUUCAACCUGCAGCUGCCACGCAUCCUUCGCACGCUCAAAGAGAACGCGGAAGAGAUCGACAAUGGGACGCAGUACCAUUUGGCCCGCUACGCCUUCCUGUUCGAAAGCACGGUUCUCAACGAUGGAAUGUCGAUUUCACCGGUCGGCACAGAGAUUGCACCGGGUAGCGGUCUGAAGGGCGCCGUCGAGACUAUCGACAAUCGGGCCGAUUUCAAACAGUACAUGAGCAACUACCAAGUCGUCCACGGUCGAGAUUACAAAGGCCCACGACGUGAAGGACCCUACGAGGAAGGAUUCCUCAACGCACCUGGCGCGGCCAAACCGAACGCCGCCAUCCCCGCCACUCGCACCGCCGCCACUUCAGAACGUCCCAUCUUUGGCGUCGAUCUAGCCGAACAGAUGGCGCGCGACAACGUCGAAAUCCCGCCGAUCCUCGAGAAGUGUUCUCUCGCCAUCGAAGAACUCGGGAUCGAAAACAUGGGUAUCUAUCGACUCUCUGGAACCACCUCGAAGGUGCAAAAGCUCAAAGCCAAGUUCGAUAUGGAUUGGACCAGUGUCGAUCUGAUGAACGACGAAGCGAUCCAAGAUAUCAACAUCGUUGCCGGGUGUUUGAAGCUUUGGUUCCGAGAAUUGCCGGAACCGCUGUUGACGCACGAGCUGUACAGCGGAUUCAUCGAAGCGGCCAAGAUCGACAAUGAUCGAUUACGACAUAUUCGAUUGCACGAAAAGGUGAACGAGCUGCCGGAUGCGAACUAUGCGACGUUGAAGUUUUUGAUGGGUCAUUUGGACAAGGUCAGAUCGGCAGAGAGGUUGAAUCAGAUGUCGGCGAGCAAUUUGGCGAUCGUGUUUGGUCCAACGCUCUUGUCGCCGCCGAUGGGUACGGCUGGGAAUGGUGACGCCAGUGGAGCGGCUGGGGGAAUCCAGAUCCACGACAUGAGCUUCCAGUGUAGAGCGGUAGAGACCAUCUUGGAAAAGUACCGGGAGAUCUUUGUCGACGAAGGCGAGGAAUAG
Pseudozyma hubeiensis SY62 is the source of this 2757-nucleotide messenger RNA. Its product is annotated as RhoGAP group protein. The transcript is spliced from 2 exons. The coding region runs from base 1 to 2757 and encodes 918 amino acids. The record is from RefSeq and is a predicted model, not a curated record. Gene Ontology annotation, cellular component: cytoplasm. Lineage: Eukaryota; Fungi; Basidiomycota; Ustilaginomycetes; Ustilaginales; Ustilaginaceae. Gene Ontology annotation, biological process: regulation of GTPase activity; signal transduction.